UAGCCUAGCUGCAGGAGGAGUCUGGUUUAAAUCACACAAGAGAAGCAGGAAGCUGUCCCUGUCUGUCCCUGUCUGUCCCUGUUUGUCCCUGUAGAGACAUAAAUAUAUAUAUACAUUUAAAUAAACAUGUCUGUGGACCGACUGGACGUUUUACGGGAGCGGAACAAAGAGCUGCUGAACCAGCUGAAGCAGAAGAAGAGAGAGGAAGAGGAGCGACAGGACGGCUGCAGGCAGAGCCGCAAGAGGGAGAGAGAGGACGAGGACCAGGCUGAGGAGAGGACAACAGAGAGGACAGAGAUGCUCACCCUGAGCGACGGGGACAGAGGUCCUGCCCGGUUCGCCCGCUCCAAACCCUCCGUGAGAUUUGCAGAUACAUGUACAGGCAUCCAGAGCACAUCUUCAACACCGUCUUUGACCUGCAAGCACAGAGGAGGGACUGCUGAACGUACAACACCAUCAGACCUGUUCAAAGACAGCAGCAGAUAUCCUCUUGUCCACAGCAGGAUCCAGGAUAUGAGGCCAGCCACCACCAAGUCCUUUCUAGUAAAUCACAGCAAAGAACAGAGGGAGGCACGGAGUCGAGUCACAUUUCAGUCUGAUGAAUGCGAAGAGACAUCUGCCUCAGACAGGCAUCAUUUGCAUCCUUUACUCGGGUAUGACUGGAUAGCAGGAGUCCUGGAUGCUGAAGACUCCUUGAUAGAGCGCUCUGACGAGUUCUUCAAUGACCUGCGCACGUUUCGAUCGCUCAAUAAAGAUGAGUGUGUCCACGGCCCACAAGCGGAACUUCCUAAGGAGAACCGUUCAGUCCUGCCGCUGCUAUCUGACAAGGACGGUCCAGAGGCUAACAAGGAUACUCAUCAAUGUACGUUCUCUUACAGGAUUAACAGCAGACUGUUCCCCGUCCCACUUCACUCUCAGGAGUGCUGCCCGGUGUGCAAAGAGCACAAAUCCUCCCGGCCUCACACUAUUGCUGAACCGGCUCUCAUCAGGGUCAGCAUCCCUCGCUCCACCCUCUUGCCACCUCACAAGUACAAAGCUCAUCGGCGAUGCAGUUUUGACCCCUCUGAUAGUUUGGGGUUACCAUCGCACUGUCUGUCAGGCUGGUCGAACACAGGUCAGAGCACACUGCCGCCGCCCAGCAGCCUCGAUCUGCGGAGCAGUCUGAAUAUGAAGAGCUCCACCGAAUCACAGAACCAGGAACUGGAGGAUCUCGCUGCAGCCAGAGUGUCUGGUAAAAUCUCUGACCAGAUCUCAGAUGUGUCUCGCUUGGCUCGUCACAACUUCCAACACUUCUCUUCCAAAAGAAAACUAGGAAGCACAUUUUACCCUUUGCACUGACAAACAAUCAAAGUCUAUUUUGAAGUGAUGAUUGCAGUUCCUGAGCCAUAUAACGCCACCCAAAAUGAUUUCCUUUUAUAUGCUCGUGUUUUAAGUCUCUGUAUUGUAUUUUAAUUUUGUAAAUGGAAAUUGUCAAGAAUGUAAUGACUUAGAGAAUUAAAUGCCACAUGUUAUGUUAUAUAAAUAAUGUGAUUAAUAACAUGCCAGCUUAAUGAAAUGGGAAUAGUUUACAUGACAGAGAAGCAUAUUUCAUGUUGCAUUUUAUUUGUUCUGAUCUGAAAAAAAGUUAGGAUAGAUUUAGACUCCACAUGUGACUGUCAGCAGCCUCACAGACGUGAAGCAAGACCUCAUAACGUUACGCCACACUGGAGACUCUUUUAGAAUCACAUAGCGAAGUUUAAAUUUGAGUUUGCUUUGUGAAUUUCACAACCUUAAGGAAGUCAUUUUGAAUCACCUCGGCUGUCCUCGUCAGCUGUUUGCUUUGGCUCUUAGGUUCACGCAUACUUCUGUUUUUAACUUCCUUUAACACUUUUGACUGUGGGACAGAAAACCGUGUAGAAACACUGAGGCUCUACAGUACAGAGGGUUCACAGGAAACCACAACCACCUAUACUUAAUGUCAAAGCAAGCAAUCCCAGCCAUAACACCUCAGUGUUUCCACAUAGUGUCUUGCACGCUAACAUAUUUGAAUAAAUUAGAUAGUUUAAACAAAACGUGUCAGGACACAUUCAAUGAAAUCAACCAAAAACACCAAUGGAAUGAACUCAAAGUAAAGGUUGUGUUGAUUCAAGUUCAACUGGAAUAUAUUUAUGAUUUCCUCCUGUUGAGUGUUGAAGCUGCAAUACUUUGAUGUUGUAGCACAAACAGCUUGUUCAAAGCAAAGCGUCAGCCGUGUGCCGUUAUCUGGGAGGCAGACUGUUGAUCGUCAUCUUAGAACUGGGAGGCCGUGACAUGAGAGCGGAGCUUUGUGUGAGAUGAAGCUUUGAUUUUUACCGCAAGCAGUUGUGAAGGGAAAUUAUAUCAUCAUAUCUUCAAAUCCUCAUAUGGCAUGCAUGUUUUUUUUUUAUGCUCUGCUGCUCAUUUACUUUAGACAGCUAUUAUGAGCUGCAGCAACGCUAGUUGACUUGAAACUACAACAUCCUACUUAGGUCAUAGAUCAAUAAUCCAACACUUCAGAUGUUGAAGUAGGGCUUACAUGAACUUUUCAGACAGCAAUGGUAUUUUGAAGAAAGGUACCAGAUGAUUGGUAUUUAUCAAAGGGAGAUUAAACAGGUGAUUUACUUCAUUGGUAAAUAAAUGAGUCUUUUUCA
Sebastes umbrosus (honeycomb rockfish) is the source of this 2648-nucleotide messenger RNA. It is a transcript of the gene miip, whose product is annotated as migration and invasion inhibitory protein. The transcript is spliced from 9 exons. Gene Ontology annotation, biological process: negative regulation of cell migration; negative regulation of G2/M transition of mitotic cell cycle. Lineage: Eukaryota; Metazoa; Chordata; Actinopteri; Perciformes; Sebastidae. The coding region runs from base 127 to 1338 and encodes 403 amino acids. The record is from RefSeq and is a predicted model, not a curated record.